Messenger RNA from Tripterygium wilfordii, 3440 nucleotides. Its product is annotated as AP-3 complex subunit delta-like. Gene Ontology annotation, biological process: Golgi to vacuole transport; protein targeting to vacuole. Bases 146 to 3055 code for a protein of 969 amino acids. NCBI's taxonomy places the organism in Eukaryota, Viridiplantae, Streptophyta, Magnoliopsida, Celastrales, Celastraceae. The record is from RefSeq and is a predicted model, not a curated record. The transcript has 2 exons. Gene Ontology annotation, cellular component: AP-3 adaptor complex; membrane coat; endosome membrane.
CAGAACAAACCAGGGAAUUGAGAAUCCGAUUCAGUGAGCAAAACCUGAAUUCCUUCAAAAUCCUUAGACGAUCAAUAAUGGGUGAAUUUGAUAGAUUGAUAUAUCGAUAGGAUUUAAAUCCUCGAAAAACCUAGAGAGGGAACCAAUGGCUGCCACUUCGCUGAUGGACACACUCUUCCAGCGCACGCUAGAGGACCUCAUCAAGGGCCUACGACAGGCCGGAAACGACGCCGCUUUGGUAUCCAGAUCGUUGGAAGAAAUCCGCCGUGAGAUCAAGUCGACGGAUUCCCACACCAAGUCCGUCGCCCUCCAGAAGCUCUCCUACCUCAACUCUCUCCAUGGUGUCGACAUGUCUUGGGCAGCCUUCCACGCCGUAGAAUGUGUCUCGGCCUCUUCUUUCGCUCACAAGAAGACCGGUUACCACGCCAUCACACAGUCCUUUACUGAUUCCACCCCGGUCCUCCUCCUUAUCACCAAUCAGCUCCGCAAGGAUCUUACGAGCACUAACAGCGAGUUUGAGGUUAGUAUGGCUCUAGAAUGCUUAGCUAGAAUCGGUACUGUCGAUCUUGCUAGAGAUUUGACUCCAGAGAUUUUUACUUUGCUUUCAAGCUCAAAGCUUUCGGUGAGAAAGAAAGCAAUUUCUGUGGUUUUGAGGGUUUUUGAGAAAUACCCAGAUUCGGUUAGAGUCUGUUUCAAGCGCUUGGUGGAGAAUUUAGAGAGCAAUGAUCAGCAGAUUGUGUCUACAGUUGUGGGUGUGUUCUGUGAGCUAGCUUCUAGGGAUGCACGGUCAUAUAUACCAUUGGCGCCUGAGUUUUAUCGGAUUUUGGUAGAUUCUAAGAACAACUGGGUCUUGAUCAAGGUUUUAAAGAUUUUCUCCAAGUUUGCGCCUCUGGAGCCAAGGAUUGCCAAGAGGGUUGUGGAGCCAAUUUGUGAGCAUAUGAGGAGGACUGGCGCUAAAUCGUUGCUUUUUGAGUGUGUUAGGACUGUUGUCAGUAGCUUGACUGGGUAUGAAUCUGCAGUCAAGCUUGCUGUAGCAAAGAUUAGAGAGUUUUUGGUUGAUGAAGAUCCAAAUCUUAAGUAUCUUGGAUUGCACUCAUUAUCUAUUCUAGCUCCCGAGCACUUGUGGGCAGUUUUGGAGAAUAAAGAGGUUGUCAUUAAGUCGUUGAGUGAUGCGGAUCCUAAUAUCAAACUUGAGUCACUGCGCCUUGUGAUGGCAAUGGUGUCUGAGAGUAAUGUGGCUGAAAUUUGCAGGGUUUUGGUCACUUAUGCAGUAAAUUCUGACCCUGAGUUUUGCAAUGAAAUUCUUGGUUCUAUUUUAUCUACUUGUGGUAGGAAUGUAUAUGAAAUUAUUAUUGAUUUCGAUUGGUAUGUGUCCCUUCUUGGGGAAAUGUCAAGGAUUGCACAUUGCCAAAAGGGGGAAGAAAUUGAAACCCAGCUGAUUGAUAUUGGUAUGAGAGUUAAAGAUGCUCGACCAGAGCUUGUUUGUGUUAGUCGUGAUUUGCUAAUAGAUCCUGCAUUACUUGGUAAUCCUUUCCUGUGCAGGAUACUAUCUGCUGUCGCUUGGAUUUCUGGCGAGUAUGUUGAGUUCUCAAGGAACCCAUUUGAACUCAUGGAAGCAUUGUUGCAGCCUCGAACAAAUCUCUUACCAACAUUGAUACGGUCAGUUUAUGUUCACUCUGCUUUCAAAGUAUUAGUUUUUUGCGUGCGGUCGUACCUCCUGCAAAGUGAAAGUGCUGGUUCCUCAGCAUUUUAUGACAAUUUGGCUACUGGAGUUUCAGAAUCAGCAUCUAUGAGGGAAUGCCCAGAUGACUCUGAUAUAAGGACAUUUGAAUCGCAUGUGGGUUUCAACCCAAGGGUUUCUCAUCAAUUACUUGGGGAUCUCUCAAUAGAAAAUGGUGGGAACUUAAAUCGCAGUAGUUACCGGGCAUCCAUAUCUUCUUCUCAAGUGAGCACUAUUUUAACUCGAGAGUCUAUUCUUAGCUUGCUAAAUCUAGUUGUAUUGGCUCUGGCCCCCCUGUCUGGAAGCAAUGAUGUGGAAUUACAGGAGAGAACAAGAAAUGUUCUUGGAUUUGUUGAUUUGGUAAAGCAAGAAGUUUCUGAUACUUCGCUUCAGAAAGAAGGAAAUUCUGAGAAAGAUAUGGGAGCUGCACUGAUUAUUAAUAUGAUCUGUGAUGCCUUUUCGGAGGAGCUUGGUCCAGUCUCUCUAAGUGCUCAAGAAAGAGUCUCUGUACCAGAUGGGUUAGUGCUUCUAGAGAAUCUUGCUGAUCUGGAUGCUAUAUGUGGAGAUGUUCAGUUACCUUCAUUAAGUUUGUAUUCUUCUGGGAAUCAUUUUGGGGAGAGUGUUACUGUUUCUGCAUCAAACCUGCAGAGCAAAGAACAGUCGGAACCAUCGGGGGAGUCCACUUCUCUGCUUGCAGAACACCGUAAGCGUCAUGGGUUAUAUUAUCUUUUUUCAGAAAAGAAUGGAUCUGAAUCAAACGAUUAUCCACCUGCCAAUGACCCUAAAUCACAUGAUAAUCUUGAUGCUGAUGCUGAAGAUCUAGUUAAGCAUACCGCACAGUCACUUGUCCCAACGAAAAAACCAAUGCAAGCAAAGACAAGGCCUGUGGUGGUGAAGUUGGAUGAAGAUGAAGCACCUAUUUCCUCUAAAAAACAAGAUAUGGAGGAUGAUUCAUUAUCUGGUGCUGUUCGGGAUAUUCUUCUAGGCACUGAAGUGAUGCCUGCAUUGCGAAGUAAUCAAGCUAUCAAUUCAUCCACUAAGAAUAAAGGGAAGGAGAAACUUGAUUUUGUUUCUGAUGCGAAAGAAAACAUUGGUGGUGGAGAAAAGCCAGACAGUGGAAAUCCAAGUUUGAGAAGAAGCAAACACAAGAGUCAUGGUAAAGAGAGGAGACAAAAAAGUCCGACGCAGAAGGAUACUGAAGAAGGAGAUGAAACUGGCAAGAAUGAGAAGCGAAAAAGUAGCCAUCGCCAUGGUAAACAUAAAGCUCGUCAAAGAGCAGAGGGGCCUUUAAAUGUAGUUCCCCCAUCACCAGUUAUUCCUGAUUUCCUUUUAUAGCAUUAAUGUAUUGAUCAAGUGCUUGGCUGUUGUUGCGGCAAGAUUGGUUUUUUCUGCUCACAAUCUUGUUGUCCCAAGUUGGAGGAGCAGCAGCUGGUCUGGUAGCACAAGAACCAGAGCACAACUGAGUAUUAGAAGCCAGAAGGAGACUUACCCGACUAUGGGGGGGGAGAGAGAGAGCAAUGAUGGGGAAAUUGUAUCUUCUUUCUGAGAUGAGGACAAUUAGUCUUCAGAUGGAGGCGCAGUGAGCGCAUCCGACAACGACGGACAUUGCCAGACCAGCCAUGCUUAUACAUGGGUUCUGUUGUAUUGAUUAUGGUUUUAAUUUUUCAGUCUACUUGAAGAAGAACAAUUGUUCGUGGAAUUGAUGGCUACUGUUGAUAUU